Athalia rosae (coleseed sawfly) is the source of this 2023-nucleotide messenger RNA. RefSeq lists its product as uncharacterized. Gene Ontology annotation, molecular function: ATPase activator activity. The coding region runs from base 100 to 1317 and encodes 405 amino acids. Gene Ontology annotation, biological process: membrane organization. Gene Ontology annotation, cellular component: membrane. The transcript is spliced from 3 exons. NCBI's taxonomy places the organism in Eukaryota, Metazoa, Arthropoda, Insecta, Hymenoptera, Athaliidae. The record is from RefSeq and is a predicted model, not a curated record.
GAGUCAAGUAAGCCAACGUCUGAAUUCGUUGACGUCUACGAUCAGAUAACUGAAGAAUUUUUAUGGCUCCCGAUAAUUUAUACUCGAUCAUACCUGUUUAUGUCAAUAUGCACGAGGAUGUGUGAUGAUAAUAGUGUAUGUAUAAGUACAUUCAAAAAGACAACUACAAGAUAUUUCAUUGAUCAGGGUUGGGAUAGGUUGAAACUAACUGAGCAUGCAACAAGGAAACCACCAACUGGUCCCAAACCACGCCAACCCAUUCACAAAAUAGACUCACAGUCAAUUACAACAUAUACAAUGACCGGAUCGACCAAACGAAAUAAAACUCGAAGACCUGCUGCAAAGAUAACAAAAGAUAAUUAUAUGGGCACAAAGUAUUCCCUGUCAGGAGGAAGGCAUUCUAAGAGUUAUUCCAAAAGUAUAGAUGAUCAUUCAAUAACGAGUGACGAGGACCAGAAGGAUACUUCAUCAGGAUCGUCUUCUCCACAACACGAGCGCUCAGUUUCCACAUAUCAAGGCUCUGACUGUUCUACUUUCUCAGAGAAUGACUUUUCCCAAUUAGAAGUGGCUCAAGCAGUAAUCCAGGCUGAACACUGUGAACAAUCUUCCCGCCAGAAUCAAUCAUCCUUUAUUUGGUUAAUCAUAAUUGGGGUGGGAAUUGUUAUGUGCUGCUUUAUAACACAGAAUACAUGGUACACUAAAACUGGAAUCAAAGAAGUGUUUAAUGAGAUGAAAUUGAUAAAUGAUAUGGGUGCUUUGAGAAACGUUUUUCCAUCACAAAAUGACCAUGUAUGGACAGAAUUAAUUACUGGCAUCAAAGACGUUGCUGAUGGAACAAAUAAGCCUGCCAUAUUUCUCUUAUUGUCUAUUCAUGAUGAAACGACCAAUUGCCUAGCUAGAAAAGUGGCCAAGAUAGCCAGAUCUGCUCUCAAAGGUAAAGGUGAAUUGAUACUGACGCCUGAAAAGUUGGAGAACAACAGUAGUAGAGUCCUUGCAUACAAAGAAGAGAUCACACAAAGCAAAAUUGUGAUUAUCUCAGAUAUAUUGAGUAUUCAACCAGAAGCAUUGAAGGCAUUUCAUGAUAUAUUGGACCAUCACAACCCAGUAGUCGAUGAAGCCAUGUAUCUGAUUACCAUGCAGUCCAAACUAUAUGACAUGGACAGACUAGAUAAUAAUGUUGCAGAAUAUGCUGAACGACAAUUCAGAGAUAAAUUUUCAAAACUUAUAUUGGAAGAUAAAUUAGAACCUUUAAUUGUCAGAAUUACAGCUGGUGGAAUUUUACCCAUCAGAGAAGAAAAAACUUUUCCGUGUACAUAAGGUGCGUGGACAUGCGAGGUCACGGAUUUUGUAUACCCUAUAUUCUGGUUAGAAAACGAAUGAGGUUCAGACAUAAGUUGUAUAUUAUUUAAAUUUCCCAUCUUUGCUCGUAAAAAUCAGGCUCAUAUGAUUUUUGCAGCUGGAGUAUUUUCAAUUUGAGUCAGCGACUGUGUGACAAUUCUGUAACAGGAAUAUGCUGAUCAGAAUCAAUGAAUUGUAAAGUAUUGUUUUAGUGGUAUUGAUAGAAUUUUGCAUACUUCGAGGUAUAGGGAAUGAAUUGAUAAUUAAAUAUAACUCUUACUCGUCGUAAUAAGCACAAACCCUACACAGUUGUACUUGAUAUUUGGUGCACUUUCACUAAAAUAAAAAAUCAGUGAUUUUUACCUAUUGUAUGCUGUACACGAUUAUUUUAACUUUUUUUUAUUUAUGCCAAAUGAUCAUACACAGAAAACACAAUGCUACAAACCAAUUAAUCUCUGGAUUCAAGUACACCAGGAGAAAACCACCCUUAAUUUUGAUUUGUGUUUGUUCAUCAGGGUAUAAUGCUGUCAAGUCUAACAGGGAACUAUUUAUGUAAUUAACUUAAUUUUUCAUCUUAAUAACUCAGAACGAACAAUACAAGGCCGAUUUCUACUUCGUAGUUCGGUCUUUUUCACGUCUAGAUUUCGGUAUAAGGAAUAGUAAAGUAAAUAAGGUCAAAAUAACG